This is a messenger RNA of Catharus ustulatus (Swainson's thrush), 2045 nucleotides long. It is a transcript of the gene UBXN2A, whose product is annotated as UBX domain protein 2A. The transcript has 7 exons. Gene Ontology annotation, molecular function: ubiquitin binding. Gene Ontology annotation, cellular component: cytosol; nucleus. The coding region runs from base 135 to 1016 and encodes 293 amino acids. The record is from RefSeq and is a predicted model, not a curated record. NCBI's taxonomy places the organism in Eukaryota, Metazoa, Chordata, Aves, Passeriformes, Turdidae. Gene Ontology annotation, biological process: Golgi organization; proteasome-mediated ubiquitin-dependent protein catabolic process; membrane fusion.
UCGGGUGCCGCAGCCGCGGGCCCGUCCCAAAAUAGGCUGUUUGACCUGCUGUGCAUGGGCUAAUCCACAGAGCCAACGUACUUGAUUUAUUUCAGUUCUGAGCAGAAACAAGGGCUGGGUGGGGAAACACCAGAAUGAAAGACAUGGACAAUAUCAAAACUGUAAAGAAAGAAUGGGUGUGUAAAUCAGGGACUGAUGAUCAGAUUUUGAAUGGUACAGAACAAAACUGUGACUACUUUGUAGAUAACCUAUUUGAAGAAGCUCAGAAGGUUGGUGCUAUGUGUGUGCCCCCAACUACAGUCAAGAACCAGGUUGAUGUAAUUAUUAAACUUUGGAAAAAUGGAUUUACAGUAAAUGACGGCGAACUUCGCAGCUACACUGAUGUUGCAAACCAGCAGUUUUUGGAGUCCAUUAAAAAGGGGGAACUGCCUUUUGAGCUUCAAAAAGUUUUUGAUAAGGAGGAGGUAGAAGUGAAAGUGGAAGAUAAAAAAGAUAAGGUGUAUUUGUCAUCGAAAAAGCCAAUGUUUCAUCCCUUUUCUGGACAUGGUUACAGAUUAGGAAGUGCUACUCCAAAGAUAAUCUCUCAAGUGGGAGAUGGUCAUCCAGGACCUGCUGACAAAAGACACCUGCCUUUAGUACCCUUGAAUGAUUUGGAGCCUAUAACCAAUGUCCAGAUAUGGUUAGCUGAUGGGGAAAGGAUAAUUCAGAAAUUCAAUGUUUCUCACAGAAUCAGCCAUGUCAGAGACUUCAUAACAAAGUAUCAAGGAUCUGAGGGAAGUGUUCCCUUCACUCUGACCACCUCCCUGCCUUUCCGAGAGCUUCAGGAUGAGACUCUCACGCUCGAAGAGGCAAAGUUGCAAAAUGCUGUUGUUGUUCAGAGACUUCGGAAGACAACUGAACCUUUCAGACUCUUAGUGAUAAAAACACCUGACAAUGACUACAAAACUGCUGCUACACCUAAUGGACAACUCAAUAAUGAGCAAAAAAAUGCUAUCAAUAGUACAAGAUCAAACUAGCUUUUAACUGACCAAAAAUUAUCUGCAGGGUGAACUAGGCAAAACCAAAAAUGUAACCAGCAAUAUGUGGAUGCCCUCACAUCCUCAUGCACUGUGCUCUUAGAGAGCAGAAUGGGUGCUGUGCUGUCGUCUGCUAUAACAGAGGUAUUUUCAUCUAAAUUGGGUGGUCAGAACCUGGCUAUACAAUGUAGCAGAGGUAACUGUACAGCAGAUCAUCCUUAGACUUUCCUUAGGUAAAAAGCUGCUUACUUAUUUAAUAACUGGGUCUAGGUGGAACAGUUCUCUGAGACUUAACUACUGAUAGCACCUUUUAAGGAAAAAUAGUAUUUAUUUUUGCACUUUGGACUAAAGUGAAAUUUCACUUACAUUGUAGUGUAAACUGCUGCAGUUUGCAUUCUUCUCACAGUAACUCUUCAACAGCCAAUACUGCAGGCAUGCUCACAUGUGAACUCUAACUUGAAGAUCUUCAGGAUGUAACUUUUAUCACAAGAUCUGCAGUGUAAUAAUGUUCUGUCAAGUCUUCACAUGGUGGUAGGUGCAUGUGUGAGAAGAUACAGCUGAGGUAGUCUGGUGCAUACUGCAUAUGAAGUGCCUCAAAGUAAGCUCUGAAGGAAUUGUUCUUAUGGUUGAAGUGGUUUCUGCUUCUUCUGGGCUGCUACAGGUGUCUUGCAGAUCAGGUGAUGUUAAACUACCUAGCUCAUUAGCAUAGAGACCCGCUUGUAGCUUUGUCACACAGAAACUUCAGCUUUUUCAGCCAUCACCAAGCAGGAGUAGUAGUUUAGAGGGACACAGUUGUUUUUAUAUUUUUUAUCUGCCUCUGUCCUGAACUGCCCAGUUCAUGGAGGCACUAAUUGCAUGUGGUCAAGUUUCAAAGAUGUUGAAAAUCCUUACUUGAAAACUGAAGUUUUUCUCUCCAUUUUGCCCCAUUUACAUCCAAAUCUUUUAUUUUGCUAUUUAUGUACUCAAGGCAUCAAGUUUGUAGCAACUAUCCUGUGUUUUGCUAAAAGAAAAAACAACAUAAAGACUUAA